This is a messenger RNA of Penicillium salamii, 1848 nucleotides long. Lineage: Eukaryota; Fungi; Ascomycota; Eurotiomycetes; Eurotiales; Aspergillaceae. The record is from the annotation of a GenBank genome assembly.
AUGCCACUCGAUGAAGGACGCGCUGUCUCGUUUGUCGAGGAAUAUCGCAAAUACCUUCAAUUCCAGUCCACCCUUGAAAUACUUCCCAACCCCCCAGAAGGCUAUCUCAUGCCACCCACAGACCUUCUAGGAGGCCUCGAUGAGAUCCAGGUGAAGGCCGCCAUUGGCUUUUACAGCAAUCAAUAUGACUUUGAUACGGCAAUCUCAGAUCUAGUCAACUCAGCUUACGAUGGCCAUUUGGCUAUCCGAUUAUGCUCCCUUCACUAUUUUGGGUUGGAAAUUGACAUGCCUUUGGUGUCAAUUUCAUCGAACGGCACUGCGCUGCCACAGGUCUAUGCUUAUAACGAUGCUUUGCAACUGCAGGACGAGUCUUCGGUUUCUCCCAUCAUUUCGAUCAACGGAGAAGACGUGAUGGAGUAUCUGCUUAGUGUUGGAUAUGGCUCACAGGAUUGGGAUGCAAUAUACAAUGGCCAGUUCAUGUCCCUUGCUCAAGGCUUGAGCGCCAAUGGAAACUCCAACGGGUUCGAAGGCUCGUUCACCGCCGGUGCCGGGAAGACUGCCUACCACACGGUUGGCUUUGCAAAUGGCUCGACUUUGGUGGUUGAAACUACUGUGACUAUCAGUGGAUUCCCUUUUGACAAUGGUACCUCGCUGUGGGAAUCCCUGUGCCUUCCACAGGAGACCUCUGGCAAAACAUCCGAGGACGAGUCAAAUGAGACUCCAAGUCCGAACCUGCCAGCACCUGAUGGCUAUCCCGAGCCAGUCAUCAGAGAAAAUGCUAACCGUAUUUUGGGGUUUUUGCCUGAUAGCAAGGGACUGGAGGACACCGCUGUCCUCGCUGUGCCCACCUUCGAUGAAACUGUGGGUGACGUGACUGUCACCAACGGCACUGCUGUUUUUGCAAGAAUUGCCCGAGAUUUUAUCUACAACGCAACCUCUGCGGGCAGAACGAAGAUGAUUAUCGAUCUUUCUGGCAAUGGGGGUGGUGUUAUAACCGCGGGAUUGAACCUUUUCAGGCUAUUCUUCCCCAACGAGGAUAUCUACACGGCCGCGCGGUGGCGAGCCCACGAGAGUGUUGACCUGGCUGGGCGAGCAGCUGAGCUUGUGCUUCAGCCCAAUAAUACGAUCUUCCUGAACAGGAAGUCAAAAGUCAAGCCAGACCAAAAAACAGGGUUCGAAUCCUGGAAAGAUCUUUUUGGUCCCUAUGACAUCCUAGGAGUUCCGUCUUCCAGCCUGGUCGCUGAUAAUUUCACCAUGACCUCUACCUCAGAAUCACCGAUCAGUGGCUAUGGCGAUAUUGAUCUAGAUCCAGCCGAGCCUGCUUUCAAGGCUGAAAAUAUCAUCCUCGCAAGAGUUCGCACAAUCGCGUUCGGCGGUCGACCCAAUUACGGCCCCAUGCAAGGAAUGGGAGGCGUCAAGGGGUCCCAGGUAUUCCGGCUCAAAGAUAUAAGCAACAUCGCCGAAAUAGCAACUCUUGCCAUCCAGGAAACCUCCAACUCAUCGGGGCCAAUUGUUGCUCCCGAGGACAUGGAUCAUUUCAAGGACAUUUUCCCUAUUCCUCUCAGUGAUUUCCCUCUCACCCUAACUACAGGUCAAGUGAAUUUGUUAAAUGCGUUCAAGCCCAAUAAUCACAGCCUGCCCCGCCAGUUCAUAUACGAGGCUGCGGAGUGUCGUCGUUAUUUUACCCUGGAUAACAUUAUCACACCGGAAACUUUGUGGGCUUCGGCGGCGGAUGCUAUGUUCAAUGGUGGUGAUUGUGUCCCUGGAUCGACUAAUGGCACUGGAAGCUUGUGGCCUAGCGAGUCUUCAACCCCCCAGGACCUGUCCGCGUUUCAUCGCAUGGUUUAG